GACCAGAAACAAUGCUUGCUGGGCUGGCUCUGCGAUGCGCUGCUGGCUCUCGACGGAUGCUCUCGAGCCAGGCGAGCAGCUCCAUUGCGCUGGCGACCGCUCGCGCCGGCAAGAAGGCCCCUCGCGAGGAAGCCGCCCAGUGGACUGCUGAGGAGCUCGCAUACACCACCGAUGCCCUCGGCGCUUCGGCCAAGCCAGGCGAGGAGAGCGGUGCCGACGCUGCAGCUGCUGCGGCUGCUUCUGCUGCUGGCGACGUUGCGGGCACGCCUGGCGGCCCCACCGCUGCCGAGGUCGCCGCCUCGCUCCAGGCAGCUGCUGCGGCGACUGCUGCGCGUCUCGAAAGGCGCGCGGGUCGACCAGCGCCGAUCGCCUUCCGCCAGCCCCGCACGCAGGCCGCCGCCCAGCGCAAUGGCUUUGCUCUGCAUCCCGCCGUCGAGCGCAUCACUGUCUACACGCACUCUGUCUCGCGAGGCUCCCUCUGGGAAUUCGUCCAGUGGCAAGUGCCAAGUUUGCGAAUGACCAACCCGUCAGUGCCAAUUGUCAUUUCACCAAACAAGACGGCCUUCCCGGCCAUCGUCAUCUCUUUGAACUCGCAGAAGGCAAAGCGAGCGACAAAGCAUACAAACGUCUACGGUCUGGCGGCACAGCCGGCAUUUGCUGCCCAGUGGCCAGAAUUCACCAAACUCGCAAAGUCCUUCCACGCCGAUUUCGCAAAGCUGUAUCCCAUUCCUGGCACCGAAGAGCGGAAGCAAGCGACAAACGCAGACGCCGCGACCGAUGCAGCGGCCGAAACCGGUGGUUUCGAACCGCUGACCCAGGAGCCAACCACACCAGCAUCCAACGCCGCUGACGACAUGCUGGCAAGUCUUUUCGGAGAUGCCAGCACGUCUGCGACGGACGCCACGUCCAGCGACAGUUCCGCACCUGCCUCUGAAGGGCUCGAUGCCGCCGAGCAGCAAGCGUUGAACGACCGGCUGUCCGCAUUGAUUGAGAGUUACAAGACGCAUCUUGCCUCCAUGCGCGAUCAGCAACACCGUGACGUGAUUGUACUGCCUUUCCUGGAGGCCGACAAGUGGUCGUAUGAGGAUAUUUGCAGCGUCGUGCGCAUUGCCAGCCGGGAGGCAGGCCAACCUGCCGCAUUCUCGGAAAUGUUCGUGGCGGACAGCGCGGUGGCCAUGGCACCCGUCCCCGAGCGCCUCAAGGCUGCGCUCGCGCGUAAGGCUUCUGCUAGCACGAUUUACCACAAGCGAGUCCUCAAACUGCGAGCAGCCCAAAAGCUCGCCGACGUCGGCAAGAGGAAGGGCGCGGGCAAGAUUACCGCAGCAGCGUUGUAACCAUAAAACCAGCAAAAGCGACGCGUUCUCCAGCAGUUCAAAAUUGUCAAAAUACAAACAACGAAUACAAUCAAAUAUAGCCAGCAGAAUA
Capsaspora owczarzaki ATCC 30864 is the source of this 1425-nucleotide messenger RNA. RefSeq lists its product as hypothetical. The record is from RefSeq and is a predicted model, not a curated record. NCBI's taxonomy places the organism in Eukaryota, Filasterea, Ministeriida, Capsasporidae. The transcript has 3 exons. Bases 12 to 1334 code for a protein of 440 amino acids.